AUGGUGCCCGUCAGGAAGCCGGGCAGACCUCUUAGUAGCUGUCCUCAUCCGGCAUCACGCCCAUGCUCUUGCGGAAGGGUCACGGCUGCCAUACCUAAGAAACAAGCCUGCCAUUGUGGUCCUAGCAAAGGUGCUGAAUCACCAACUCUUCACCCCGAGAAUGGCGACAGUGCAAAUAGCUCUGCACCCCAAAGUCCGACUAGCAAGACCCCGGGCUCAGGCUAUCGAGUGCAGAAGACGAGUUCCAAGGGGAGCAACUCGAGUCGAAGAGAAUCGGUUGAUCCGACGGCUUUGCAGCGGAUGGAUCCCAAAAUGCUCAACAUCCUACCUUCUUUUGAGGACGCCACUCCAAAGUCUACUACACCUCUUGCUGAUAUAAACCCCUACGGGAGCAUGGGCAUGACCCCCGCGGAAAGCCCCUUUGGUCCUGUCAUGUAUCCAAUGUUCCAACAAGUCCAAACCCCUAUUCUGAGCCCGAAUAGCUCGAAAACGACAAUGGUCAACCACGCAGGUUCAAUGACAGCCACGCAAAUUCUGGAAGAACCAAGCCCGCCUGCACCCAAAGUAGGCUCCUGCUGCGGAGGAGGGAAUGCCCAAAACGCGGCCUCUACUCCUAUAACACUCGCGUCUGUACCGAGUCCUCCAAAACCCAAAAAGAGUUGCUGUUCAUCGAAGAAUGAUUCACCCAAGUCUGACCAAAAGACUGACACUAUACCACCUGGCGACUUACCUACGCCUAAUAGUAUGAUGAUACCUUUUCCGGCACCCGUCAUGAUGCCUAAUGGCAUGUAUGCCUACUAUCCUCAACCAACAGUAUUCACCUACCCACCUCAGUAUGGAUCGUAUUUGCAGCCUCUUCAACCGGAACAAUGGAGACAAGUCAUGGCUACCAUGACGUUUGCUAGCCAAGGAGGCAUGCCGUCACCCUAUGGUAUGCCUGGUGCAACGCCAUUCCAAACUCCGCACCCCACCACGGGCACUUCUCAUCAAUGCAGUUGUGGUGCUUCGUGUGAGUGUGUAGGCUGUGCAGCUCACCCAUAUAACGAGGCGACGCAGAAUUAUGUGCGAUCGGCCUGGCAGAGCAUGAUGGACACAGGUUACACCCAUGUCAAUGGGCACAGUAACGGGCACAGCAACGGGCAUGUCAACGGUGGCGAGAUACCAGCAACAAACGGCCACAGCAUGAACGCAAACACUGCGGCUGCACCCUCUAUCGGUUCGGCUGAGGGCACCGUGUCGCCAGUCGCCCCACAGACUCCUUCCGAAGCAGCUUCCGGUCUUAGUGAAGAGCAGGCAUUGUCGGCUAAUGACUUCUUCUUUGUCAGCUAUCCAUUUGGAGACUCGUGUGCAGGAGAGGAAGCGAGUUGCCCGUGCGGAGAUGACUGCCAAUGCUUGGGAUGUGUCAUUCAUGGCAACAUUGAAGCAGAGGUGGAAGCAGGGAGCCAGGCCUAG
Molecule: messenger RNA, 1452 nt
Organism: Fusarium poae
Lineage: Eukaryota; Fungi; Ascomycota; Sordariomycetes; Hypocreales; Nectriaceae
Exons: 1
Coding region: 1-1452 (483 amino acids)
Source: RefSeq, a predicted model, not a curated record